UGUUGUGAUUAGGAAGCUCAAAAUUCUAUGUCAAAAAGCCCAAAAAGCCUCUCUCCCGAUUUACCAGACUUGAACUUAUAAGGCGGACCUCAUUAAAACCAGUAUUAUUGAUUUGUAAUAUUAGUCAUUUUAACUACUUUCGAGUUUCCAGCGUUUGGAGCUACACCCGCAUGGUUAAAACAAUAACAGUCGAUUAAGAACUACUUCUGAUCGUUGCAAGAUUUACAACCAUGAAGCUUGUCCGGUUUCUGAUGAAGUUGAACAACGAAACAGUUAACAUUGAACUCAAGAAUGGAACUGUAGUCCAUGGGACCAUUACGGGGGUUGACAUAAGCAUGAACACACACUUGAAGACAGUGAAACUAACGCUGAAGGGGAAAGCUCCUGUAACACUUGACCAUCUCAGUGUCAGGGGAAAUAAUAUUCGGUACUAUAUUUUGCCUGAUAGCUUGAACCUGGAAGCACUGCUGGUGGAAGAUACACCAAGAAUCAAGCCAAAGAAGGCAGCUGCUGGCAAACCUAUUGGUCGUGGGCGUGGACGAGGAAGGGGCCGUGGCCGUGGUCGUGGGCGGUAACUUGUAUUAUGUAUUUGAGAGUUUCAAUGAUAGUACUUGGUUGUACAAAAAUAUUGCAAGUUCUUUUUGAACUUUCUGAUCUAAUCUGUACCACUCUAUGUUGCUGUUUGAGUAUUUUCUCAGGAUGUGGCAAUUUCUAUGAAUUAAUGUUUCACUUGGGGCUACUUUCUUGGUCCUUAGAUCACAAUGAUUGAGUUGAAAUUUCUUGCAUGUUAUUACUAAA
This is a messenger RNA of Cryptomeria japonica (Japanese cedar), 798 nucleotides long. RefSeq names its product small nuclear ribonucleoprotein SmD1a. Gene Ontology annotation, cellular component: commitment complex; U4 snRNP; U12-type spliceosomal complex. Lineage: Eukaryota; Viridiplantae; Streptophyta; Pinopsida; Cupressales; Cupressaceae. Bases 231 to 575 code for a protein of 114 amino acids. Gene Ontology annotation, molecular function: RNA binding. Gene Ontology annotation, biological process: RNA processing; spliceosomal snRNP assembly. The transcript is spliced from 4 exons. The record is from RefSeq and is a predicted model, not a curated record.